Eimeria acervulina is the source of this 2685-nucleotide messenger RNA. RefSeq lists its product as hypothetical. NCBI's taxonomy places the organism in Eukaryota, Apicomplexa, Conoidasida, Eucoccidiorida, Eimeriidae. Bases 1 to 2685 code for a protein of 894 amino acids. The record is from RefSeq and is a predicted model, not a curated record. The transcript has 6 exons. Gene Ontology annotation, cellular component: membrane.
AUGGAUGCCUUUGAGCAUCCGUCAAGAGAGAACCGAAUGGAUCUUGAGUUGCAGCAGGAGUCUCCAGAGCAACAGCAGCAGCAAGACGGUGUGCAGAAUGCGCAGCAGCAAGAGUUUCCCAGUGAAAUACUACAGCAGCAGCAGCAGCAGCAGCAGCAGCAGCAGCAGCAGCAGCAGGAUGAUUCUCAUGGAGAGACUCAGCAGCAGGAGCUGUCACCUCCUCAGGUAGAUUCCUUUCAAGGGAAUGAGGGGGCCCCACUACGAUCGAGGCGACAAUCUUUUAUUGUUCAAUCUCUACCUAUGCCUGGUCCUGGGCCCCUACAAUGCCCUGGGCCCCUUGAUCUUGAGCUAGCGCAUGCUCCUCAUGAAGUGCUUCCUCAGCCGAAACGUAUAGAGGGUUCUUCUCCUUUAGGAGGCUCUAGCAGCACAUUGUUAGGGCCCCCAGCUCCUUCUGCAUGCCCCUUGCUGCAGCAGCUACAGGAAGACUCAACCAAUCAAAAUGAAGCAAUAGCACCACUAUCAAUUGUUCCGCUACCUACUUUCGUUGGCGUCCCCCUACCUGUCUCUGUUGAACAGCCUAAGAGAGCUGAAAGCCCUCUAUCAGAGUCUGUCUCUCUUACUGUGCUGCAACAUCCUGCAGACAAUCUUGAGCCUUUGCCUCCUCCACCUGCAGCACCUUCUGGAGAACUGAUUAAUGUGGGGCCCCGGGUGUCUGCUGAGCCUCUGCUGCCUCUAUUAUUUACAAGUACAAUUGAAGGGGCCCCUCCUUGGCCUGCAACAGAAGUAGAAGAAGCAGCAGUUUAUAAUCAUUCGGGCGAUACUCCUGCAACAGCACCUGUCUCACUUUCUACAAGUAUACCAGGGGCCCUGGGGGCCCCCUCUGUUGCUGCUUCAGCUCGUUCUUGUCUAAGUGCUUUUAAUCAAACUCUUUAUGAAUGCUCUGCAGUUGUAGGAGCCUCUUCAGAAGCAGCUAAAGACGAUAAUUACUUUAUACAUGCAUCUUCUCUUGCCCCACCCUCUUCUAUUGUAUUUCUCCCAGGAAACGCAGCAGCAAGUGCUAGUACUGCAGCAGCAGCAGCAGCUGCUGCUGCUGCUGCUGGUGCGCCUAAUGAAGCAACAGCAGCAGCAGCAGAAACAGCUGAAGCAGGAUCUAAGAUAAGCAAGAAACGUCAUCUCUGGCGUACAGGGUUCUUAGCGACCAGUGGAGGCCUCGCUGGGGGCCCCCAACCCACAGGGGCCCCCAAACUUCCUUGUACCUCUUUGGGGGCCCCCAGCAGCUGGUUGAAUUCCUAUGGUUGUGAACCCUUAGAUCCUCAGUCGCUGCAGAGUCGCAUGCAAGAGACAGCAGCAGGAAGCUCAGCAGCAUCAUCAUCAUCAUCAUCAUCUGCAGCAGCAGCAGCAGCAGCAGCAGCAGCAGGAAGACAUGCUGCAGCAGGAUCUGCUGCUCCUCAAAGGAGAUGCAGAAAGAUAUUCGGCAUUGCUCGCUUGUGUGGGGCUUUAGGUGUAUGGUUUUGUUUGCUAGCAGCUGUUGCGCUGCUGCUGCAGCUGAAGCCAGGGGGUUCAAUACAGGUGCUGCAGGUUGCUGCUCCUGUUGCUGCUGUGCUGCUGUUCUUUUCUCCUGCUGCAGCAGCUAGAAGAGCUCUUCGAGAUGUAGAUACAGCUACACUACCUGCUGGGGUCUUUGCUGCUCAAGCUGUUGCAUGCAGCAUUGCUCUUGUAUACGGCAUGCAGAUUAACAGCAACGCAAUCUUUAUUACUAAUGCUAUAGGCUUGGUAGCAGAGGUUUGCUGGCUUGCUGUUUUUGCUGCAUGUCUGCAGCAGCAAAGCGAAUCCCGCUGCUGCUCUCGUACUGGAAGUUUAAAUGGGGGGCCCCAUGAGGGGGGCCCCCCUUCGUGUUGGUUGCAUACAGUAGGUGGAAGCCCGUCAGCAGCAGAUUCACCUAGAGCAGCAGCAGCAGCAGCAGCAGCAGCACCUUCGUUGCAGCGGCGAGCCCUCCAAAGAGCUGCUUUCAAACAUAAAGCAGCAAUUAAUCUUAAUUCGCUUUCAUCACCUGCUGCUGCUGCUGCUGCUGCUGCUACUACACGCAGCACAGCAACUCCUUCUCAUAAUGGCGGUGGUAGGCCUGCAACAGCAAGACACAAGAGACCUCUACAGCAGCAGCAGCAGCAGCUGCAGCUGCAGCAGCAGCAGCAACAGCUGCACCACCAGAUGCAGCUGCAGCAGCAGCAGCAGCAGCAGCAACACCCAGCAGCAGGGAUGCCAGGAGCAGCAAACCUACAUAAGGGUUCUCCUAGGGGGCCCCGCACUGCUGUGGGGCCCUCAGCUUCAUGCUUACAUCGCAGCAGCAGCAUUGCCAGCUUUAACUUCGUCGGCUGGCUGCAGCUGCCUGCUUCAUUCUCUCUCUUUGGUGCUCACGUGCCCAGACUCUGCACGAUGAUUAGUUCGAAGUCGCACGCGUGUCUCCCUCAGCCGUUAGUGUUGAUGGGCAUUGUCUGUAAUGCACUUUGGGCUUUGCUCGGCUUUACUUCAAAGCUCAGCGCUGUUUGCUGCGUUGGAGUCGUAGACUUCGAAUGCUUUACUGAGGGAGGAGGCCGCAGCAGCAGCAGCAGCAGCAGCAGCAGCAGCAGAGACGAACAGCAGCACCAACAUCUCUCUUUUUCUGCUCGCUCUUCUCCCAGAGACUGA